Molecule: messenger RNA, 1685 nt
Organism: Emericellopsis atlantica
Lineage: Eukaryota; Fungi; Ascomycota; Sordariomycetes; Hypocreales; Bionectriaceae
Product: putative mitochondrial protein Fmp26
Exons: 3
Coding region: 192-1340 (382 amino acids)
Biological process (GO): inner mitochondrial membrane organization
Cellular component (GO): mitochondrial inner membrane
Source: RefSeq, a predicted model, not a curated record
GGACAAUCUCAAGCAGUCAAGCGUGUCAGACUGGCAUGGGUGUGUUGCCCAGCAACGAUGGAUAGCUCGCGAGUUAGCGCCACACGCCUGCGCCACAUCGAGGCGCCGUGACGUUGGACGGCUUUUCCCGUCUCGAUCUCGCGAAAAGGUCAGUUUGCGUUCAAUUAUCCAUCGCUGCACACCAUAGCGACAUGAUGCGAGGCCAAUCGCAACUGGUCCGAUCGACGCAAAGACUGCGACCUCAGUCAACCUCGCACAGCGUCUGUCGACAAUGCCGCGCCAUUCAGAUCAGCGCAGCGCCGAGCAGCGAACCACGAGCUGGCGGGGAUGCCUUUGGGACGACGCUCGAAAGCUCCCGCGAUGCAGCUGACGCUCGCUUCGAAGUCCUCGGUUCCCCCUACUCGAUGCUCUCGGUCACACUCUCCGCCUCGCAGAAGCUGUACACUCGACGAGGGACUCUGGUUGGCAUGGCCGGCAAACCUGAGAACGCUCAAUCGACGCUCUCUCUACUGAACCCUCUCUCGCGAGCUCCGUUUGGCGUUCCCUUUCUCUACCAAAAGAUCUCGGCCACUACCCCCAUCACCGCCCUCAUCUCGACGAAAUCACCGACGACAACCUUCCAAAUUCUCCACCUCGAUGGCACCACCGACUGGAUGGUGUCGCAACGCAACUCCCUCCUCGCCUGGACAGGACACACCCUGACACUGUCCUCGCGCAUCCAGCACAACCUCUCCAUGGCCCACUGGGGAAGCACGUUCCUGACCGGCCGUGGUGUGGCAGCUCUCUCGGCCCCGGGCCAGGUCUACCAGCUCGACUUGGCCGAGGGUGAGGAGUUCGUGGCACACCCAGGCAGCGUGGUCGCCUACUCGAUAUCGCGCAACGCACCACAGCCCUUCCGCUUCAAGAGCUCAAGCCUGCGGCUGCAGGUCCCCUCGUUGACGAGGUGGCUGCCCGAAUGGGAGUUGAUGCGCACGAUCCGCCAGUCUGCCGCUUACAAAACCAUGGCGCGGAUGUUCUACAGUCUCCGCACGGUGACACGGAGGACUAUCUGGGGCGACAGGCUCUUUCUGCAGUUCAAGGGACCGACUCGUGUGAUCAUGUCGAGUCGGGGCGUCAGGGUGGCGGAUGUGCUUUCGGACAAGCAGGUGAACGAGAUUGCUGAUGCGCCUGCUGGUGUCGCGCCUGCGGCCGUGGAGUUGGCGACGAAGCCCGAGGGCGAGGUGAAGCUCCCGGCGCCACAGACCACGCAGCAGGCGCCGAGUGCGAUACGGGUUGCGGAGGUGCACAAGGACGGCAAGGUGACCUUUGAGGAUAAGAAGGAUCUCAAGGAGUUUGUAUAAAAGUAUGGCGGGUGUAGAUGUACUGGUGUACAACACGUUUCUCCUCUGUUGUUAUUGUUCUAUAAACCCCCAUGCAUAGAUCGGCACUAUGACAGGAAGUAAAGGCUAAAUGACGCCCAGACCAUACAGAUUGCAUUGUCCUCUGGUGAGAAAGGUCAUGUCUAAAAGAGGCCAACUCGAAUAUUGAAUUUGGCUUUCCUGGUUUCUUUCACAUGCCGCCAACCAGUGUAUCAAGCGGGAUCCCGGGUAGGUGGUAGUCAAUGCCUUGGACAACCUACGGACCCCACAUUGGCCGGACUUGACCUUGAUCGACUCGUCCAUUUCAAAUUGGAAUUCCCAUCCCCU